This is a messenger RNA of Eremomyces bilateralis CBS 781.70, 1286 nucleotides long. RefSeq lists its product as uncharacterized. The transcript has 2 exons. The record is from RefSeq and is a predicted model, not a curated record. Lineage: Eukaryota; Fungi; Ascomycota; Dothideomycetes; Eremomycetales; Eremomycetaceae. Bases 46 to 1155 code for a protein of 369 amino acids.
UACAAUUCAGAUGGACUGCUACAGCAACCAGCUCCUCUACCAUAUAUGCCGGCCGGCGGACUUGGCACCAAUGGCACUGAACCGCGUUACAUGGUCAACAGCGACUUCGAUUUUGAAUCCCUCGCCCUCACCGAGUAUGUUGAGUGGAUUGAGCUCGAUCUCUUCAACAACGGCCUCGCCGUUUUCAGCGAAGAAGACUUCCUUGAAGCAGGUCUGACUGCCGAAGACCGCGCUCUUAUUGCAUACAUGUCGGAUCAAGAAAUCGGACAUGCGACUGUGGUGGCUAACAUGCUCGGCGACGCUGCUCCUAAGCAAUGCACCUACAAUUAUCCCUUCACCACAGUCCGUGAAUUCGUCGAUUUCAGCCAGAAGCUCACCCAGUUCGCUGAGGCUGGCGUCUGGGGGUUCAUCAACCAUCUGGACAGCCGCGAAGCCGCCCAACUGCUUUCACAAUCCAUUUCUGUGGAAUCCCGUCAACAGAUGUCAUUCCGCCAGAUGUCCGGCCUGCAUCCGGCGCCAGUGUGGCACGAGACCGGCAUCCCCCAAUCGUGGGCGUGGACCUUCAUCGCACCAUAUAUUUCCUCGUGUCCGGAGAACUGCACGCGCCUCGCAUGGCAGAAUUUCCCUCCCUUGAGGGUCAUGAACCAACCGAACAUCAACCGCUUCUCACCCAACGACACCAAGCCGGACGGCUCUGAAGUUGUCGGAAACCGGACUUCGGACCCCUCCAUCUCCACCAUCCCAAAGAACGAAUCCUGCAUCAACCUCAACGUCACCGGAUACGGUUGCGGCCCUGCUAUCACUCGAAAUCGUUCAGAGCCACUCUCCUUCCCCGGGAAGCAAAUCUUCCUCACCUGGGAGGACCCGGACCAACCGGUUGGCCCGAACAAUAGCUACGUCACAUCCACCACCGCGGGUGAGCCGAAGUUCGUGGCAUGGGUUUCCCAGUUGAACCUCACGUACACGCCACUGGAGGUAACGGGCGACAAGCAAGGAACCACGUACCAACCAGCGGGCGAGGUGUUCGUUGGCGACCCGCAGGUGAAUGGGACCAUGUUCAUAGCGAUAACGGACAACGAUCCGUACUUGACGGCGUUUAACCUCUCUUUCAUCAACCCGCAUGUGCGUGCUCUGGGGCUCUACCAAGCUGGUUGAGGAAUGAGAUGAUGAGGACGAAUGAUAGAAAGAAAAGAAAAACUUGUUAGAACCGGUCAGGAGUGAAACGGAGAUGUAAGGAGAUACCUAAUGAACCGAUCAUCCAUGGCAUGGAGCAAUUCGACUAGACC